Fonsecaea erecta is the source of this 1155-nucleotide messenger RNA. RefSeq lists its product as hypothetical. The coding region runs from base 1 to 1155 and encodes 384 amino acids. NCBI's taxonomy places the organism in Eukaryota, Fungi, Ascomycota, Eurotiomycetes, Chaetothyriales, Herpotrichiellaceae. Gene Ontology annotation, biological process: L-leucine catabolic process; ketone body biosynthetic process. The transcript has 2 exons. Gene Ontology annotation, molecular function: hydroxymethylglutaryl-CoA lyase activity. The record is from RefSeq and is a predicted model, not a curated record.
AUGAAGAGACUCAUCAGUAGCCUCCCACGAACCCGCACGAGACCGUUGUUUCGCGGCUUCAGCACCUCAAGACAAUGCCUCGCCGACCACGUCAGAAUAGUUGAAGUUGGGCCUAGAGACGGCUUGCAGAAUGAGAAGAGCUCAAUAUCCUUGGAGACGAAACUCGAACUUAUCAGACGACUGGCGCAAACUGGCGUCACACAUAUGGAGGCAGGCUCUUUUGUGCCUGCAAAAUGGGUGCCGCAGAUGGCAUCAACGGCGGAAAUACUCGAGUCGAUACUGACUCGACCGCCUCCUGCACUCCACGGCAUCGCAUACAAUUAUCUCGUGCCUAACAUUCGCGGACUGGAGAACCUCCUUAAGACCUUCCGAGCCAUAGGCGCCCAAAAUCCUUCUGGCUACCCUACACCACCGCCAUCCCCUGGACCUGCACAAGCUCAGGGUCAAAGUCCCUCCACACCAAUUUCAAACUCAAUCGAGUCAUCUUCAGAGUCCUCGGCCGCAGUCCAUUCGGGGAACUCGACGGAGAUUUCAUUAUUCGCCGCCGCAACUGAGACAUUCUCGCAGAAAAACACAAACUGCAGUAUCGCAGAGAGCCUGGAACGGUCUAAACCAAUAAUGGAGCUUGCGAAGCAGCACAACAUCCGGGUGCGCGGCUAUGUUUCCGUGGCAUUGGGUUGUCCAUAUGAAGGACCGGAUGUCAACCCCCACAAGGUUGCUGAAAUCACUGCUACACUGUUGGAGAUUGGUUGCGACGAGGUCUCUGUUGCCGACACAACUGGGAUGGGGACAGCGCCCCGGACGCGAAAAUUGCUUCAGACCUUGAGGGAAGCUGGGAUUCUGGACGAAGAUCUUGCUCUCCAUUUUCACGACACGUAUGGUAUGGCGCUUGUGAACACUGUCGUUGGGCUGGAGCAUGGUAUCAGGAUAUUCGAUAGUUCUGUUGGAGGACUGGGUGGGUGCCCCUACAGCAAGGGUGCCACGGGGAAUGUUGCCACCGAAGAUCUGCUGCACCUGCUGCACAGUCUGGGCUGUGAGACUGGUGUCGAUAUGGUCAAGAUGGCAGAGAUUGGGCAAUGGAUCACUGCCCAGCUUGGGAGAGCCAAUGAUUCAAGGGCCGGGAAGGCAACUCUUGCAAGAGUAAAGGACUCGUAG